Messenger RNA from Paramecium tetraurelia, 306 nucleotides. RefSeq lists its product as uncharacterized. The record is from RefSeq and is a predicted model, not a curated record. The transcript has a single exon. NCBI's taxonomy places the organism in Eukaryota, Ciliophora, Oligohymenophorea, Peniculida, Parameciidae.
AUGGAUGGAAUUUGUAUUUAGAUUACAGCUUCUUCUGGAACAACUACCAAAGGCAAUCAUCCAUUUAUUAAUAAUUAUACUACCACCAUUAGGGAUCUGAUUACUUGUCAAAUAGCAUCAAGUAGAUGUAAAUGGACUUCCACUAGUGCUACUAUUACCAUUUCUUGCUAUGAUCAUAUUUUGUAAUUCUUAUAAUGCUUAACCAGACAAAUUAUCAUAUUUCCCAACUUGAGAUGGUAAAAAAUAUAACUUUUACUGAAAUUUUUCUGGGAAAUGCACAGCUACAGAUUUAAAGACCUUACUUGA